GAAAAAAACAUUUGACUUUUUGACAUAAAUUUAUUCGUGUAGUAAAUAUGGCUGACGAACUAAAUGUUGACAGUCUAAUUCACAGACUUUUGGAAGUUCGAGGAUGCAGGCCUGGCAAGACUGUGCAAAUGUCGGAGGCAGAGGUACGUGGGCUCUGCACAAAGUCCAGAGAAAUAUUCCUGCAGCAGCCCAUAUUACUGGAGUUGGAGGCACCACUCAAAAUUUGUGGUGAUAUACAUGGUCAGUACACAGAUUUGCUACGUCUCUUUGAAUAUGGAGGAUUUCCGCCAGAAGCCAAUUACUUAUUCCUUGGUGACUAUGUAGAUCGUGGUAAACAGUCACUGGAGACUAUCUGUCUCCUAUUGGCUUACAAAAUAAAGUACCCUGAGAAUUUCUUCCUACUCAGAGGCAAUCAUGAGUGUGCUAGCAUAAACCGCAUUUAUGGUUUUUAUGACGAGUGCAAACGCCGAUACAAUAUAAAACUGUGGAAGACUUUCACGGAUUGCUUUAACUGCUUGCCAAUUGCUGCUAUAAUUGAUGAGAAGAUUUUCUGUUGCCAUGGUGGUUUGUCUCCAGAUUUACAGGGAAUGGAACAGAUCAGAAGAAUAAUGCGACCCACUGAUGUUCCAGAUACAGGAUUGCUUUGUGACUUGCUGUGGUCAGAUCCCGAUAAGGAUGUUCAAGGUUGGGGGGAAAACGAUCGCGGCGUCUCGUUUACUUUCGGACCCGACGUCGUCAGUAAAUUCCUCAACAGGCAUGAUUUAGAUUUGAUUUGCCGUGCUCACCAGGUGGUGGAAGAUGGAUAUGAAUUUUUCGCCAAACGAAUGUUGGUUACUUUGUUCUCUGCACCCAACUACUGUGGAGAAUUUGAUAAUGCUGGUGGAAUGAUGUCUGUUGAUGAAACUCUAAUGUGCUCCUUCCAGAUUCUUAAACCAUCUGAAAAAAAAGCAAAAUACCAGUACAAUGGUAUAAACAGUGGAAGGCCAGCUACUCCUCAAAGGUCACCACCUAAGAAAAAAUAACUGACAUUUGGUAUCCAGUGUGCUGCACAGUGAGAGGAAUGCUACAAAUAAUUAAUUAUAUCAUGUAUUAUAAUUAUUAUUAUUAGGUCAUUGGACAGGGCCGGACAAUGUGUCUUAAAUUUGUGAAAUAUAUGUUAUCAAUUACUUGUGCCUUCUUGUUUUACGUUUACACAAUAUGAGUGAAAUUAAUUUGUUUUGUUAAACUUUCAUGAGGAUUAAUGAGUAGACACGUUCGGCAAUGUCACAUUGACAUGCUUUUUCGAUCCCUGAAGUACUACCUAGCAGCCCUUUAAUUGGUACUGAACCCUGUUGUGUUAUCUAUCGUCUACAUGUUAUAGUCAAAUUGUUUCGUAUCAUUUAUCAUAUUUUAUCAGAAAAGUGGCAGCUGACUUCGAGAUGCGGGCAUUGGACACUGAAGCGUAAUUACAUUUACAAAGUAAUCUAUUAAGUAGAGGAUCGGAAGCACAUUUGGUUGAUUUAUUUUAUAUCUAAUGUGCCUAUGAAUGUAAAUUAUAUAUAAGUCUGGAGUGACGAAAAUUAAAUGAUUUGAGAAAUUCUUGUAUGGAAUAGGCAAUAAUUAAAAAACAAUGUUCGUCCAUAGUUGUCAACAUGAAUUUUAUGUUUGUUGUAGUUUAAAUAUUUAUUGAUGGUUUAGUCCUUCUGUGAAGUUGGCCUAAACAUGCAAUUUACCUUCUUAUAUUUGUCAUAGCAUUUAAGUGUUAGUACCCAGGACUCCAUUGCAAAAAUAUGUUUAGGAGAGAAUAUCCAGUGAAAUAAAAUUUAAUUUGCUCUCAGUAUUAUUCUUAAUGUUAAAAUAAGUAGCAGUCAAAAUUAUAGGAAAGUAUAUGAUCUCCCCGGCCGAGGCUUAUUUGUCAGUCUAAUUAUACUGUAAUGAAAGUCUCAAAUUAAAUUAUUUAAAAUAAAGUAGAAGCAGUGUAGUCCUCGCAACAAUAGUGCAAUUGCUAAAUAUUAUAUAAAUUAUAUGCAGGUUUUGCAUUGUACAAUUUUAUUUUUAGCUAUGUUAACAUU
This is a messenger RNA of Bombyx mandarina (wild silkworm), 2051 nucleotides long. Its product is annotated as serine/threonine-protein phosphatase PP1-beta catalytic subunit. Gene Ontology annotation, cellular component: nucleus; cytoplasm. NCBI's taxonomy places the organism in Eukaryota, Metazoa, Arthropoda, Insecta, Lepidoptera, Bombycidae. Gene Ontology annotation, molecular function: protein serine/threonine phosphatase activity. The record is from RefSeq and is a predicted model, not a curated record.